GCUUACAGUGACCCUGAUUUAUCUUCACCGAGAGCUCACCUGAACCAAGCACACCAGUAUGGGAGCAUCGUCCAGUUUACUGGAUGAAACUCAAUCCAACUACAUAAAAGAACAAGUGGACGAGAAACUGAAGGAUUUUACACCAAUUUACAGGAAACAAUAUUCCGUGGCUUACUGCUCUCAGAUCAAAGAUGAACUUGAGCAGCGCAAAGAGGAACACACACAGUUCCUCAAACAACGGCCCCCUCCAGAGGCUGGGAAGAUACUGUUUGAGGAGAUUGUGUGGUACUUUGAUGAUGGCAGAAAGUGGAAGGAGAGAUUUAUCGUGAUCCGUGCCUGUUACGUUUUGGAGGUCCACGAGAGCUAUAAGUCAUUUUUGAAAGGGACGCCUCCACAACAGAGACUGAUUCCUACUGGGGGCACCAUACUGACAGCUGAAGAUGAAUACAUGGAACUGAUUGACCAAUGCUGCCCUUGCACUAAAAAUGACCGGGAAGAUUUUGCACCUCCCAUGGUGGACAUGCCAGGUCAAUUCCCAGUUUAUCUUAGACUUCCAUAUCGCCAGGAUUCAUACUUCUGCUUCAAAGAUGAGGACGCUCAAGCUGAUUUCAUCUCCCUCUUAGCUGACUGCGUUCGCCACCAGAACAAAGCAGAUUAUCUCAAGAAGAAGACAUGUGAGGUUAAGGCUUUCCUUAAAGCCUUUCAGCUCUACAGGGAGGAGAAAGGCCAGUAUGAAUCGUGGGAUAUGCUCAUUGGCAGUGAUGUGCGGGGUCUCGCCAAUCUGUUCAUGGAGGAUUUGAUGCCUUACCUGGAGAAAGAACUGAAGAGCAAGAGGACAGACAAGAGGAAAGUGUGGUUUGCGACUGUUGAAUCUGCUUAUUUCCUGCUGCAAGAACAUCUAUUUGAUAGGAUGACCACACUGAAAGAAGAGUGCAAAAACAAGGCAAAACAGCAGGAGGCACUCAUGCGCUCAGAUAUGGACCAAAUCACCAACUCAAGAACUUACCUGGAGGGAAAACUUCAAGCCCUGGUAUCCGAGCCUGCAACAAAAUACUGCGCAGAGCAGGUACAGCCUCACCUGCCAGCUCUCUUGGAGGAAGUGAUGGGUCCCAUCAGCCUGGGCUUCACCGAGGCCAGAGAUCUGAGCGAGGGCAUGAUGGAGCAGCUCUGUGAGGACUUCCAGGAUCCUCAGCAGGAGGUGGAACUCCGCCAGGCUCUGUUUAAGAUGAGUAAGGCUAAUUUGCAAAGCUGUUAUGAGAAAGUGAGUGGACUGAAAGAUCACGUUCAGGAGCUGCAGCAAACCUUCAACUAUUCCAUCAAAGGCCUGGUGGACAGCACCGAAAUUUACUUAAAACAGCUGAUGGAGAAUGUGGAGUACUCCUUUGAGCUUCUUGUAAAAAAGGCUCUGCUGGACCCGUCAGUCAAUUUUUCAGAGGCAAUGCAAAAAGCUUCCGACCGGGUUCUGAAACAAUUUGACUAUGACAGUAGCACAGUGAGAAAGAGAAUCAUCCAGGAGGCUUUGGUCAACAUCACUUUUCCCAACAUCAAGAAGCAUCUGGACCCAUCCUUUAAAGAGGAACUACCUAAAUUCGAGCAAUACAUAUUUGCUGAUUAUUCAAACUUCAUCAGUGUGGAAAAUGUGUAUGAGGACAUUAUCCAGCAGAUACUGGAAAAAGAUGUCAGCACUGUGGUCAAGGAGGCAGCCAGCAGAAAGAAAUUCAACCUGAUUACAGAGAGCAAAUACAAAUUCAGCGUGUCCAGCUUAUCGUCCACACCCCCAGGAUCAGCACCCAGCAGCCCAUCGCGCUUAAACACUUCCCCGAGCCAGCGAUCGCCACUCCCGCCUUCCCCACUGUUGACCAAUGGCCUCACAGCAAACAGAUCUGUCACUGUUCACUCGCCAAACUCAGAAAACAGCACUCCCAUGGGACGAAUCGACGAGGGAGAGUACAAAACACCCAUAGAGGGAUGCAGCGAUGAUGUAUUUUUCACUUCCGAAACGUCAACCGAGACCAAACCAGAACUCAGAACUACCACAAACGCCAAGGAACCUUCAGUCAGUUCCUCUCCUGUUAUUGUGAUAACAGAAGCCAAAGAAAGCCCUUCAAGUUCAGCAAAAGCAGGAGAUGGAAGUUUAUCAGACUUAGCCAAUAAACCCACAGUGAUCAUCAGCCCGAUCUGCAAGAAUACUGCUGGAAUGGAGAAGCUCAGAGAAGUGAUGGAGUCGGAUGAUCCGGCCUUGACUAAAGCAAAGAUAUGCGAUGAAAGCACACAUCCAAUCUCUGUUUGUUUAUCUAUUGAAGAUGCAGAGGUUGGGGAAGUCCACAAAAAAAUGACAGGCAAGCAAAUCAUGGAUCUUCCAGAAAAAGCCCCAAAAUCGUGCUCAUCACCGUACCUGGAGGAUAAAACCAGGCCUCUCGAUUGUGUUAAGGAGAUCCGUGACCUGGUGGUGGAGGUUAUUGAAAUAGAGGACACAAUUAAGCCCAACGAAGACAAUAAUGAUGAUGAUGAUGAUGUUGAUGAUGAUGAAGACAUUCAAAGGUUUCAGGAACUAGAAGCUACAAUUUAAGUGCACAAGACAAACUGUACAUAUUGAAGCUUUUUUGUUAUUGUGCAGAAGGUAAUUAUUCUUUAUUGUAAUUAUAGUUUUAUUGCAAUUCCAAAGUUUGGGGUCAAUACGUGCUUUUCCAAGAUUUUUGAUUCAUCAAGGAUGUUAAUGAAGUGACAUUACAAAUAUUUAUAUUAUUUAAAAGACAUUAUUUUUUACUUAUUAGUUGUCAAUGAAAUCUGAAAAAGACGUUUCAAUAAAAAUAAGCAGCACAACUUUUUUUAGCUGUGAACUUACGAUAUUUUUAAGGACCAUUUGAAUGAUCUCUGAAGAAUGACUACAAAUAAAACAUUAAACAUGCAUUUUAAAUACAAUAGUAUAAUUCUUACUUUAUUUAAAUUCUAUAAAUCCAACCUGGGUACACAUUCUUUUAAAAUAAUACAAAAAUAAAAACGUUUAUUUCUUUAAAGAUUUUUUAAAAGAUCUUUUUGAAGUGACUGUUUUCAGAUGUGAACAUAAGACAUGUUUAAGGACCAUUUGAAUGAUUUCUAAAGAAUGACUAGACUAUUAUAUGCAAUAUUAUGGUUCUGACAGUUUUCUUUAAUUCCAUAAAUCCAACCUGGAUGCACAUUCUUUUAAAACACGUAUCAAUCCCAAACUUUAAAUUUUUAAAAAAGUAUUAAUGAUUAUUAAAUGUUUCUCUAGCGAAUGAGGACUGUUGAUUGUGCAGAAGGUAAUACUUGUUUAUUGUGAUUAUAGUAUUAUUGCAAUUCCAAAGUUUGGGGUCAAUACGUGCUUUUCAUAUAAAUUAAUAUAUUUAUUCAUCAAGGAUGUUAAUGAAGUGACAAUAAAAUUAUUUAUAUUAUAAAAAAAAAUCAUUUACAAGUUGUCAAAAAAAUCUUAUAUUUCUUACAAUUUUUUUUUUACAAUUUUUAAAAACUCCAUUUAAACUCCAUCUAAAAAUCUAAAUGUUUACUUUUUUUACUUUCUAGCUGUCAAAGAAAUGUGGAUUUUUUUUCCCACAAUUUCCAUAAAAAUAUUAAGCAGCACAACUGUUUUCAACUGUGAACGAAAGAAAUGUUUAAGGACCAUUUGAAUGAUUUCAUCAAGUAUUUUUCAUUAUUAUAUACAAUAUUAUGGGUAGUUUUGUUUAAUUCCAUAAAUCCAACCUGGAUACACAUUCUUUUAAAACACGUAUCAAUCCCAAUUUUUAAAAAGUUAAAGGAUUAAAUGUUUCCCUACCCAACGAGGACUGUUUAUUGUGCAGAAGGUAAUUAUUGUUUAUUGUGAUUGUAGUUUUAUUGCAAUUCCAAAGUUUGGGGUCAAUACGUGCUUUUCAAAAAAAUUAUUCAAUUUUAUUAAUCAAGAAAGUUAAUGAAGAAAAAAAUCUACACUUUUUUCACAUACUAGUUGUCAAAGAAAACUUACAUUUCUUGUAAGAAAUUCUCAUUUUUUAAAAUUCUAUAAAUCCAACCUUGGUACACCUUCUUUAAAAAAUUUUUUUAAACGUAUCAAUCCCAAACUUAUAAAAAAAAGUAGUUAAAAAGGAUUAAAUGUCCUACCAAAUGAGGACUUUUUAUUCAGUGUAAUGUACAUUCUUCAAUGUUGUUUUAAGCUAAUAUGUACAAAUGAAUUGCUAUGUUAGCAUUUAAAUAAUGUAUUGACCAAAUUGUAAAAUAAACACUCAUUUGUAUUUGAAAAUGCUUUAAAA
Danio rerio (zebrafish) is the source of this 4259-nucleotide messenger RNA. NCBI's taxonomy places the organism in Eukaryota, Metazoa, Chordata, Actinopteri, Cypriniformes, Danionidae. The record is from RefSeq and is a predicted model, not a curated record.